AUGCAAGUCACUACGCUUCCCAUCUUUUCUCAAGGCGAACUAUAUACUGCCGACCCCGUUGACUUUUCUCCGCUUCACCAAGAGAUUUCCCAGAGUAGUGGGGACUCUAUAGCGAAGCAAGCCAUCGAUCGCCUUUCCGAGUUACACAAGUCCUUUGAGAGUUCCUCCUCAUGUUCCAUAGAGUCACUUUUAGAGUACGACUCCCUCCUUACUCAUUUAUCCCGAGCACUUCACGACACUUUGACUUUGACAUUCCGCUGGAACAUUCCCAUCUACACAUCAAAGAAGACUGGGACUCUCUUUAUCACAAAGACGACGACAACACUGAACUACGACCAAGUCGCCUCUUCCUCAAUUUCCUUUGAAAAGGCUCACGUCUUAUAUAAUGCGGGUAUUUUACUCUUCCGCGUUGCUUCCUCACAAGCCUCCGCUCAGUCGAGUAUACCAGAAGCUAUCAAAACCUUCUCUCAAGCGUCUGGCAUCUUUUCCGAGACGGUCUCGCUUGCGGACAAAUGUGGUCUUUCCCGCGAAGCGGAAGAUGCGCGGAAGUAUCAAGCUCUUUCCCGAGGCUGUGCGCAGUUGGCGUUCUAUUUAAAGGCGUUAGCGGCGAAUUCCUCGGUGGUUCUCCGUGAGAAGAUCAUUGGCGGAGCUGUCGAGUUACUACAGAGUUUUAAAGGAGGUAAAAGUACUGAAAGUGGAGGGAAGAACAAUGAGAGGGCGUUGUAUGUGUACGCAUACUUUCUGGCGCGGGUGGCUGCUGGGAUGGUAGCUGAAGAGGAUGUCGAGUAUGGAGUAGCCAUAGCUCAGUAUAGUGAAGGGGUGAAAGAGAUUAAAGAGACCUCAUUAGCUAAUGAGACGUAUGUGAAGGAGGUGAAGGACAAAUUAAAUAGUUUGAAGAAGGAUAAUGAAGAGAUUUAUAUGUCGAAAAUCCCGGAGGUUGUACCGGCUUUACAGAGUCGUGUGUGUGUCAGUGAUGUGUCGUAUGAGCUGCAAAUAGAGGAAAGUCCGUUCAAGUCGAUCGUCCCACCACAACUGAGAAAUGCACUGAACAAGUACAAAAGUGAGUCGUCGAAAAUUGUCAGCGACACGAAGACGAUGAUACCCAAUUUCACACAACAAGGCGACGAGGUCGUGCAAGGAAUUAAUUUGAGGAGUUUAGAGACGAAGGUGGAGAAUAUGAAGAACAUGCCGAAUAGUUUGAAGAUCGUUGUAGCUAAAGUGAAGAACUGUGGUACUCCGGAGGACGCAUUAAAGAUGUUGGAUACUGUGAAUGAAAGGAUUAAGAAGAUUAGGAGUAUGAUGGACGAGAUUGAUGACGUUAUUACUCAUGAGACGGGUGAGGAGAAUAAGAAAAGGAGCGAAUACAAAGACCUGUGGAAGAGACAAGUGUCAGAGGUGUACUGGCAGGAGAUAGUGAGGAAGAUGAAUGUGAUCAAAUCGGCUGUGGACGACGCCAAAUUGGUAUAUAACAACGGAAAGAGUGAAGUUUUGAAAACGAAGAAUGAAGUCAGUGUGAUGGUGGCGGGGGAGGAGGCGAUACUGAAAAACAUUCCCGCGACGGAGGGAGACAAACUGAAAGAAAUGGUUUUGCAAAUGACAGAGCUGUUUGAUCGGUGGGCGUUGUUAAAAGUAGCACGGGAGAAGUUAGUGAAUGGAGUGAUAGAACUUGAGUCGACGCAUCAGAAGGGGCUUCUUGAGAGCAUCAAAAGUACAGGGGACCCCGACUUGUUUGUGAUGAAUUUAUUAAAAGAGUUUUCUGAGAAGACUGGGGAGGUGCAGACGUCAUUAAAUGAGCAAGCGAAUUUGAUAGGAGAAAUUCAACAACUGAACGGCGAAAUUGGUAAGUUUGUGUCGAGCGCGUUGGACACGCGAGGCGCCGUGUUUGUGGAAUAUCAGAAGAGCGGGGAAAGCUUUGUGGACGUGUACAAUAAAAUCGUUGAGAAGGGAGUCUUCAUGGAAAACGUUGAAGAAGACGCGGAAAGUUUAAAACGAGAGGCGAAGAAGUGUGGAGAGGCGAGGAAGAGAGAAAGUGAAGAGGUGGAAGAACACGCGAAAGAGGAGAGGAAGAGAAUUGAAGAGGAAAAUAAGAAGAUCGAGGAACUGGGGAAGAAGAUGCUGGAAGCAAAUUUGAUGAGUCAAAGAAAAGAAGAAGAACAAGGAAAAGGGGAAACACAAUAUCAGAUGAUGCAAGGGCAGGGAAGGGAAGAACAUCUAUAUGCUAAUGCGUCUGGACAGGCGCAGGGAAAUGUGGGACAAGGACAAAAUGUGGGGAUGCAAAAUCAAAGUGCUGGAGGAAUUCAACAACAACAAAAUUUAAAUCCGUAUCUUUCACAAUAUCCGACGUCUGCUGCACAACAAUUUGAUAGUAACAGUUUACAAAAUCAACAACAAGGAAAUGCAGGACAACAACAACAAAACUCGGAAUAUUUGAGUCAAUACCCCUCGUCGACUGGGAACGCAAAUCAAAUGCCAGUGAAUGCAACACAACAACAGGCGCCCCAGUAUCAAAGUCAAUAUCCCACUUCCACAGCUAAUCCACAAAUGAGUCCACAAAUGGAUCCUAAUAUGAUGACCCAAAGUUAUGCCCCACAAUAUAAUCCAUAUCAAAAUAGUAUGCAACAAAAUAACUUUGUCAUGGGCCCACCAGGUGUACCAACUAUGCCGGGAAUGUAUGGAACAGCACCAGGGUAUGCAAAUGCACAAUACCCGGGACAACAAACACCAGUCGGUGUUUUACCACCACCAGGAAUGCCGUAUGGUGGGAUGCCGAAUGGAUAUGGGGCACAACAGUACCCAACACCUUACGGAGGAUACACGAUGUUCUAA
Molecule: messenger RNA, 2826 nt
Organism: Entamoeba invadens IP1
Lineage: Eukaryota; Evosea; Mastigamoebida; Endamoebidae
Product: pH-response regulator protein palA/RIM20, putative
Exons: 1
Coding region: 1-2826 (941 amino acids)
Biological process (GO): protein transport to vacuole involved in ubiquitin-dependent protein catabolic process via the multivesicular body sorting pathway
Cellular component (GO): endosome
Molecular function (GO): protein binding
Source: RefSeq, a predicted model, not a curated record